UCGUGAUUGCGUUUGUCCUACAGCCCUAACGGCCUCACGUCGUAUGCGAACGAGCCGGCUAAUCCUGAUACGACUGACAGCACACAGGGAAGCCAUAUAUUCAUAUUACUUUGCUCAUACUGACUUUCCAUGACUGUACAACAUUAUGGUAGAUCUCUGAGUGCUCGUAAAAGGAAAUAAUGCCAAUAAUGAGUGACACUUUUUCAUUUGUUUUUAUCUUUUUUCUUCUUUCUUUCUUUUUUUUUUUUUUUUUUUUUUUUUUUUUUUUUUUAGUGCAAUAUAUGUAAUAGCUCGCUUUGAAAUAAUCGAUUUGAAAGACCUAUUUUUCGUGAUACCAGUAAACUUUGCGAAUCGACUUAAUAUAAAAGGAACGAAAGACUUCUUUCAUGUCAAUUAUUAAUUUCGAUAGACUUUGAUGAGUUUGCUUUUCAUUGGAUUUCAUGAUAUUACUUUUAGUUAAUUGCUUUAUUUUUGUUAUUGGCACGAUCCGUUAGCGCAAUGGCGCACGAACUAUAUAUACUUGCGACCUUUUUUCUCAGACCAUAUUUUUUUUUAAUCCGAUAUACAUUGAUAGUAAUAAUAUUAUUUUAUUAUUGCCGCGCGUAAAAUUCAUAUAAAUUUCUUAACGUCCGAUGGUAUUUAUUUGAUUCUUAAAAAGGUCUAAAAGUAUAAAUUAUUCAUUACUGCAUUAGCUUAUGCGAAAUUGUUAUAUGUUGGUGCAGUACGAGUAGAAAAUAUACGAUAAUUGGAUUAUUCAAGAUAUACUUGAAAGUUUCAUUUUAAUUUUCACGAAUAAUAGAUUCCUAAUUAUUUUUAAUUUGAUAAAUAAUUCGGUAAUUAUGAGCAUAAAAGAUUAAAAGCAUGCACGGAAUUUCGUGAUCAUUGAACGACGUUAAAAUGGAACAUGUUGACCUCAUUCGAAGAUUAAUUGCAGAAAAACGGCCUUGACUUGUCUGUACAAUCAUAAGUUACAUUUAUGGUUUGACCUGAAACAGAUGUUCCAAUUUGAUUAUUUAUUUCGUUAUAAUACAUUUUAUUUUCAUCAUAUUUUCAAAAAACAGUAAUGUUAAUUUACGAAUGACAAUAAUUAGCAAAUAUCACAAGUCAUUUUCAAAAAAUAAUAUUUACUGUUUAAACGUAUGAUAAAAGAUAUAAAUGAAAAUUGUUAUUACCUUGAAUUAAAUUCACGUGGAACAAAGUACUUUGUAAAUAAUCAUAUAAUUUUUGGUUCGGUUUUAUUAAAAAUUUAUAAGAAUUAUAAAAAUGAUAAGAAAAAGAUUAAAAUAAAUGAUAGGAUCGAUUUAUUAAAUAUUGUAUGAUCUUUUAAUAAAAUAAUAAAAAGAAAGAGUAGCGAUCGAAUAAAAUGAAAUUAUAAUUAUAUGGAAUCGUAUAUAUUGCGCGUGGUAUCGCGCUAGUUUGUUACGCUCCUGAGCAUAAGUCUCUACUAGGGGUGCUUGCCCUAUGGAUGAACGUAAGUUGGACAGUAGUCUAGUGCCCUGAAAGACGGCGAUAACGUCGGCAUACGCGAAUAGAAAGUAAAAUAUUUCGUAUAAUAGUUUAAAUGUCAUCGGAUAUUUAUAGAAUCGAAACGCAAGAUGCGGAAAGUUUCCCGGCUUGCGGAUCGCAGAACAUGGACAUUGCGAGGGCCUACAAUUACCUCUUCGAGGAGAUAGCAGAUCCCAGAGUGGCAAACUUUCCUCUGAUGCGAGAUCCGUUUCCAAUGAUGUUAAUCCUGCUUGUUUAUCUAGAGUUCGUUCUUCAUUUUGGACCUCGUUAUAUGAAACAUCGGAAACCUUACAAACUGAAGAACUUUUUGAUUGUCUAUAAUUGUCUGCUAGCGAUCGCAAGUGGAGUCACGUGCUAUGGAAUUCUAACGUCGGGUUUUACGACGAAUCUUUCUCUAGGAUGUGAACCUUGUAGUAUAUCUUAUGAUGCCGAACCUCUUAGGAUGGCUAGUUGGGUUUGGCGAGUAUUUAUAUUGAAGGUAGUCGAAUUAUGCGACACAAUCGUUUUUGUUCUUCGAAAGAAAUAUAAUCAGACAUCUUUCCUUCAUAUCUAUCAUCAUACUACGACGGUUAUAAUGGCAUGGAUGGCUUGUAAAUAUGUUCCAGGUGGCAUGUGGACUUUCAUAAUAAUACCAAAUUGUAUCGUGCACGUAUUCAUGUAUACUUAUUAUCUACUGUCUGCUCUCGGACCAGGAGUAACAGAGAAGAUUAUGCCAGUGAAAAAAUAUAUCACGAAACUACAAAUAAUACAAUUCAUUAUUAUGCUGUUGCACACAGGUCAGGCACUGAUGCCCUCUUGCGAUCCAAAUAGAAAAUUUGUUGCUUGCAUGUAUACGAUGCAAGUAGUUAUAAUGUUAUACAUGUUCUGGGGAUUUUAUAAAAAGUCUUAUAUAAAAAAGAAGCUGGAGUGAGAGAUCUUCGAUGAUCGAAUGAAUAAAAUAUAAGGUCAUUAGAAAUUUCUUACGUGGGAUAAUAGGUGGAUUUUACAUCUAUAUUAAUAUUUAUAUAUCGCAUAAGGAUAAUCAUAUUUUUAUAUAUGAUUUAUAAUUAAACGCAUUUUUUUUGCGUUUUUUUCAAAAAUAUAUAAGACUAUUCGUAAUAAUUAUUAUAUAAUAA
Messenger RNA from Vespa velutina, 2621 nucleotides. RefSeq names its product elongation of very long chain fatty acids protein 1-like. Gene Ontology annotation, molecular function: fatty acid elongase activity. Gene Ontology annotation, cellular component: endoplasmic reticulum membrane. The record is from RefSeq and is a predicted model, not a curated record. Gene Ontology annotation, biological process: fatty acid elongation, saturated fatty acid; fatty acid elongation, monounsaturated fatty acid; fatty acid elongation, polyunsaturated fatty acid. Bases 1562 to 2416 code for a protein of 284 amino acids. The transcript has 7 exons. Lineage: Eukaryota; Metazoa; Arthropoda; Insecta; Hymenoptera; Vespidae.